AUGGCCUCAAAUACACCUGUUGACCAUGUUCAGGCACUUCAAGCGCCGACAACACCCUCCGCCCCAUUCCCUUCACCGUCGCCCAACCCGGCCCAUGAUCCCACUCAUGAAGAGCAUCAAUACCUUAAUCUUAUCCGCACCAUACUCGCAACAGGCGAACACAGACCCGACCGUACAGGAACAGGUACAUGUGCCAUCUUCGCUCCUCCACAGCUUCGAUUCUCCCUCUCCAAACCCGGUCCUACGCCGUCAUCCACUCCAAUCCCUAUUCUACCUCUCCUCACCACCAAACGCGUCUUCCUUCGCGCCGUAAUCCUAGAAUUGCUCUGGUUCAUCUCGGGCUGCACUUCUUCGCUUACUCUUAGUGAAGCAGGCGUAAAAAUCUGGGAUGGAAAUGGGAGUCGAGAGUUCCUUGACUCCGUUGGUCUCUCGCAUCGUGAAGUUGGUGACUUGGGCCCUGUAUACGGGUUUCAAUGGCGCCAUUUUGGUGCAGAGUACGUGGAUGCGAAGGCAGAUUAUAGCGGCAAGGGGGUGGACCAGAUUGCAGAGGUGGUUCGAAAAUUGAAGGAGAAUCCGUACGACCGACGGAUUAUUCUGAGUGCAUGGAACCCGGCGGAUCUGAAGAAGAUGGCGCUGCCGCCGUGUCAUAUGUUCGCGCAGUUUUAUGUAUCUUUCUGCAACGCAGCAUUGCCGGAGAUGGAGAAUGGAACGAAUGAAGAUGCGGAUAAAAAGCAAAAAGGCACCUUGAAUUGUCUUCUCUACCAACGAUCGUGCGAUAUGGGCCUUGGGGUACCGUUUAACAUCGCCUCAUACGCUCUCCUUACACAUAUGCUUGCUCACGCCGCCGACUUAUAUCCUGGUACCCUGAUUCAUACUAUGGGCGACGCGCAUGUGUACCUGGACCAUAUCGCAGCCUUGCAGGAGCAGUUGACACGGGAACCUACAACGUUCCCGGAGCUGAGGAUCAAUCGAACGGAUCGCGGCAGUGGGGAUAUGGACGGAUGGGCAGAGGGCGAUUUUGAGGUAAUUGGGUACAAGCCGCAUAAGAUGAUUAAAAUGAAGAUGAGCGUGUAA
Coccidioides posadasii C735 delta SOWgp is the source of this 1074-nucleotide messenger RNA. RefSeq names its product Thymidylate synthase (gene TMP1). Gene Ontology annotation, molecular function: thymidylate synthase activity. Gene Ontology annotation, biological process: dTMP biosynthetic process. The record is from RefSeq and is a predicted model, not a curated record. Lineage: Eukaryota; Fungi; Ascomycota; Eurotiomycetes; Onygenales; Onygenaceae. Gene Ontology annotation, cellular component: mitochondrion; cytosol.